GCGCUGGCUACUGCGAGGGUGUGACGGCCAGUCGUCUGCGUGACUCCAGUAGGUGCGGAUCCGUCCCUUCCCUCAUUGCGUCAUAUGGCUGGACUGAGAGCAGACACACAGCCAGGCGGGAGUCACUAUAGCCAGGCGUUCACCCCGCACGCUGCACCUCACCCGCUGUCGCCCCUCCCGGCCGCAGUGAGGGGGCUGACCGGGCCUCGACGCGGCCUGGGAGUGGUGGAGCGCUGCGAUAAUCCGCUAUUGUGCAGUGCCAGGGCCGAGUGUCACUAAGGCGGCGCGAUGAGUGACCAGAGCAGCAGCGACGCAAGCUGGCCCCGGCGCCGUCGCUCGCUGCCGACGGAGGAGUUUGCGAUGGCCGGAAAUCCUAACCCCAUGGGCGUUCCCUUCUUCAGGAUGAACAUGCCCUCGCUCGGCCAUGACCAGAGCGAGGAGACCGCCUCCCUGCUGGGCUCGGAGAACAUCCUCGGCCAGUCCUCCUCCUCCGACACGCUCUCCUCGAAGCAGGAGGACGUGUUCCCGGGGUCCGCCAAGCACCUGGGUUACGGCACGUGGGGCAGGCAGCAGGAAGGCAUCACACUCACGUGGCGGGAGCUGAACGUGUACGUGCCCCAGAAGAAGGGAUGGUUCCAAAGCGACAACAGCCAGCACCGGCCAUUCAAGCGGGUCCUGACAAACGUGUCUGGUGCGGUCCGGCCUGGCAGUCUCGUGGCUCUUAUGGGGGCAAGCGGCGCCGGGAAGUCCACUCUGAUGAACGCCCUGGCUCACCGUUCAGCUGGGGGCAUCGUGGCGGACGGGGACAUCCUCGUGAACGGCCAUCAGGUCAACAGCGCCAUGACCUCGCUUGCCGGCUACGUUCACCAGGAUGACCUCUUCGUGGGGUCAUUGACGGUCAAGGAGCAUCUGACGUUCAUGACCCGGCUAAGGAUGGACCGGCGCAGCACGACCAAGCAACGACAGGCGCGGGUGAUGGAGCUGCUGAAGGACCUGGGACUCCUGAAGGUGCAGAACAACCGAAUCGGCAUCCCGGGCUCCGACAAGUCACUCUCAGGGGGCGAGAGGAAGAGACUCGCCUUCGCCACAGAGAUCCUGACCGACCCUCCUCUGCUGUUCUGCGACGAGCCCACCACCGGCCUGGACUCCUUCAACGCCCGCAAGAUGGUCAAGAUUAUGAAGGACAUGGCCACGCGGGGCAAGACCAUCCUCUGCACCAUCCACCAGCCGUCCUCCGAGGUGUUCACGAUGUUCGACAAGCUCCUUCUCCUGGCCGAGGGGCGCGUCGCUUACAUGGGCUCGUCUGUCGGGGCGCUGGAGUUCCUGGAGAGCCUCGGCCACAAGUGUCCCUCUACCUUCAACCCCGCCGACUACUACAUCCACACGCUCGCAGUCUUCCCCGGCCACGAGACUCGCUCCCGGGAACGCAUCCGGCGAAUCUGUGACAACUUCGCCGUGUCCGCCUACUGCAAGGACGUCGACAUCACCAUCCAGUACCAGGACAACAUGCGCAUCUCAAACACGGAAUGCGGCAGUAGUUAUAAGGAGGAGAUAUUCUUCAAGAACAUUCCUGAAAAGCCCGGGUGGUUGGUGCAGUGGUGGUGGUUGACGUGGCGGGCCCUGCUCGACUCCUACAGAAACCCCGCCAUCCACUCCAUCAGGAUAAUGCAGAAAGUGCUGAUCGCCUUCCUCAUCGGCAUUUGCUACACCAACGUGACGCUGAACCAGGCGGGCAUCCAGGACAUCGAGGGCGUGCUGUUCAUCUUCAUCACGGAGAACACCUUCCCCUCCCUCUACGGCGUGCUCAACAUCUUCCCGCAGGAGAUGCCGCUCUUCCUACGCGAGUACAAGAACGGCAUUUACCGAUCAGACACAUACUACCUCUCCAAGAUGAUCUCGCUGAUCCCGGGCUUCAUCGUGGACCCCGUGGUGUUCUGCGUCAUUUGCUACUGGAUGGUCGGCCUCCAGAGACACUUCUACCAUUUCGCCAUGACCGUCCUCAUCACCAUCUUCACCGCCAACACAGCCUCGGCGUGCGGGUCUAUGUUCUCCGCCAUGUUUGAGAGCAUCCCGUACAUCAUGCUGUUCCUCAUCCCCUUCGACGUGGUGCUCCUCAUCUCGGGCGGACUCUUCAUCAACCUCACGUCCAUGCCGUGGUUCAUCGGGUGGGUGAAGUACCUCUCGUGGUUCAUGUACAGCAACGAGGCGCUCACCAUCACGCAGUGGACUGGAGUCACCAACAUUACCUGCGAGAUGCCAGACGGGGUCCCUUGCAUCAGGACGGGCGAACAGGUGAUCAGCGAGUACGCCUUCGAGCAGAAUCACCUCUAUCUUGAUUUCUGGCUGAUGGGGGUCCUGUACUUCUGCUUCCACAUCGUUGGCUUCGUCGGCCUGCAUCUACGGGCCAAGAGGAAAUAGAGGAGAGGGUGAAGAGAUGUUGGGGAAGAGAUGGUGUUUUGGAGUAAAGAAAUUUUAAAAGAAAGAAAUAUAUGCAGACGAUCUAAGCUUACAAGUUAUUUUCUCCUCUUUUUGUAAGCUAAGAGGAAAUAGAGGCGAUGUUGAAGAGAUGUUGGUGACUGUGCGGGUGUUUGGGUGUCUGAAUAACUAUGAGAAGAAAGAAAUAGGCGGAGAAAUAAAUAUAUGCAGACGA
Molecule: messenger RNA, 2650 nt
Organism: Eriocheir sinensis (Chinese mitten crab)
Lineage: Eukaryota; Metazoa; Arthropoda; Malacostraca; Decapoda; Varunidae
Product: protein scarlet-like
Exons: 15
Coding region: 289-2418 (709 amino acids)
Cellular component (GO): plasma membrane
Molecular function (GO): ATP binding; ABC-type transporter activity; ATP hydrolysis activity
Source: RefSeq, a predicted model, not a curated record